AAAUUGUUAUUAAUAAAGUUAUGGUUAUAUAUGUACUAAGUUAAACAUAAAAUACCUAGACAUAUUUUUUAUGAAUGUCACUUGCGUUAAUUUAGUGAAAAGUGUUAGAUAUUCAAUUGUUCGGUUCAUCAAUCCGAUUUGUUUUUGGAACAAAAAAAAAUAUCUCUAUUUCCUGUUGUAUAUCAAAUGUACAUUAGUGUGUCCCGAGGAAGAAAUUGGUCUUAAAAAUUCUGUAAUUUUGAGAUGAAAAUUUUUGGUACACAUAUUAUAUAUUAUUUUCGCUUUUAAGUAAAAUGGGUGUCAAAAUUUUCUUAGUAGAUUAGUCCAUUUCAGAAGUUUUUGAAAUUUACGUGCCCCUCAUAAUACAAUAAAAGUCGUUUUGCGGACCAGAAAAACUCUAACAAAAAUUUUAAUUAUUUUUCCCGCAAUAAGCUCAAAAUUACGGAAUUUUUGACACUCAAUUAGAAAAAAUUACAGAAUUUUUUUUUUAAACAUAUUAUACUGAGGAUCUUUUAAAAAAAACUGAUUUUUAAUUUUCUCGUGUUAAGUUCAUUAGAACGCAUCGUUUUAGAGGUAUUCCUCCUAAAAGUAGUGCACGGGACACCCUAAUGUACAUACAUAUUUUCCAUAUUGCUUUUGGAACAUGCGCAUUACUUGCUUCUAAAAAGGAUAGAGAAUACCAGAAUAUAACUUCAAUUCUAAAGAUAAAAACACAGAAUAAUGUUUUAUUAAAAAUAAAUUCAGUAACAACCAAAAUAAAGCGAUUUUAAUAUAAUUGUUAUUUAACAAAUUUGUACUUAAAAUGGUUAUACAAAGAGGUUGGAAAAUUCUAAGCGAUACUGGUUCGACAUCAGCCUCAUCUACUGAAGCAAAUAGAUCUCCAAUGGGUGGUUUAAACUCUUCCUCUGAUGAUUCAAAUUGCUCAAAUCAAACUACUCAUUCCAUGGUCACAAGUGCGGCCAGUCCUCCUAAUAGUUUGAUUAAAAUUGAAACCUCUCCAAUAACUUCAAAUGCCUCCGGUCACAACAAUACCACUAACACUAACCAUCAGCAGCAUCAACAUCAACCACAUAACGAAACAAUGAAAUUUAUUACAACACCACAAAUGGCGGAAAUUACUUUGCAGAAAUUGCGCCAACGAUUUUCCAACUCCACACCACUGACAAGUUCUUCAGCUGAGUCUGCUAUGCGCUCUUUAGAACUGGUGCGAAUUGCAGUCCAGUCUGCCUUUGAUAAGGAAAUUGAUGAGAUGGUUAAACAUUUUAUAGAGACCUAUUUUAAGCCUGCUUUCAGCAAUAUCAAAGAAAAUCUAGGUCAAGGCGCUAUUAACGAUGAUGCUUUACAAAAGAUGUCCUGUGCUCUGUUGGAAAAUGCGAAAUCUCAGUAUAAAAUAUUACGUUACAAACCUCAAUUAUCUACCACCAGUAAUUCCAUCACCACCCUACCAAAUAUAUCGGAGAUUAGUACUAUGCGAAUGGCAUUAAAAAGGCCAGCAGUGAACAAACCCACAUCGACCGUAAUGGAAAUGCAAAAGAGAUUCUUUCCCGAUAAUAUGAUAUUAAAACAAACAGUACAGCAGACACAACAACCACAAACACCUGUUUUGCCUUCGGUAGGAACUAUUAAAUCAUCUUUGGCACAUAAUCAUCAUAGUACUACAGUUGUUCAACACCACCAAUCGCAGCUGCAACAACCAGCAAUAAAUGCCGUAGAGGUGCAACAACUUCAGACACAACAGCAACAACCACAUCCAAGGAGACAAAUCUUCUGGAACACAGCCAAUAUAUCAACCUCAACUAAAUUCGUUUUAGACGUACAGGCAAACCAGGCAUUCGGUUUUAGCGCCGAGGGUAAGGAACGUUUAGCUAGCAAACAUCCUGAAUUAAUUCGUUAUUUGCCUGACACUGAAGACCGUGACUGGCUGACCAAUCAACGAAUCAUACCGCAACAAAACCGAAAUUCUCGAUUUCUAUUUCUAAUAUAUGACGAAGUGUGUCACUUAUAUCAAAACCAUGAUAUCUAUAAAAAAAAAGUAUCUAUCGAUUUAUCAUUAAUGAUGACAUUUACUGUACCCGAUUUUAUGAUUCAAAAAAUGAAAGUAUUUUUUGUUGAUUUAAAUAUUAAAAGCCGGGGACUAAUUACAAACUCAUAUUCCAUUGCUGGUGCAACAACAGCCAAAUUACAUCAGCCUCAUCAGCAAACAAAUAGCCAUUUGCGCAAUGCUUUACUUCUGGGAACCCAGCAGACAUUAGUGGCUUCCACUACAACAACAUCAAUUGUUGCCACAACGAGUGACGCUGCAUCAUCGUCUGUCAUUGCCUCCUCUUCUUCGUCGGCACCUUUAGCGUCAUCUUCUACUAAUAAUAUAACAUCUACGGAAACAUUGCUACAACAGAAAUCUAAGUCAAGCAAUUUAAGCUCAUCUCAUGCUACUCUCACCGCACUUUUAAACAAUUCCUCCUCGACAUCAAUGAACUCAACAGCGAUAAAUGAAAAAUCUGUUAAUUCAUCACCGUCAUCAACACCCACUUUAUUAAACAAAUUAAGAAAAUAAAUGAGUCAUUCCAAAAUUUAUCGACCAAAAAACGGUUUUCAUCACUUUUAGUUUUAUUUAAAUUUAGCUAUCAUAGUCUACACUUCAGUGCGAGUCAUUUGACGUUUUAAUAAGUUUCAUAUCACAUCCAGUUUAGAUUUUAUAGUCCACUAAAAUUGGGUAUUUGGCAAGUUUUUUUUGCUUUCCAUACAGAGUACAUACAUACAUAUGUACAUACAUACAUAUGUACAUACAUACAUACAUACAUACAUACAUACAUA
This is a messenger RNA of Lucilia cuprina (Australian sheep blowfly), 2814 nucleotides long. RefSeq lists its product as uncharacterized. Lineage: Eukaryota; Metazoa; Arthropoda; Insecta; Diptera; Calliphoridae. Gene Ontology annotation, cellular component: nucleus. Bases 803 to 2554 code for a protein of 583 amino acids. The transcript is spliced from 4 exons. The record is from RefSeq and is a predicted model, not a curated record. Gene Ontology annotation, molecular function: DNA binding; nucleosome binding.